Lethenteron reissneri (Far Eastern brook lamprey) is the source of this 2882-nucleotide messenger RNA. RefSeq names its product fibronectin type III domain-containing protein 4-like. The record is from RefSeq and is a predicted model, not a curated record. Lineage: Eukaryota; Metazoa; Chordata; Hyperoartia; Petromyzontiformes; Petromyzontidae. Gene Ontology annotation, molecular function: protein binding. Gene Ontology annotation, cellular component: plasma membrane; extracellular region.
GGGGGUGACGGGGAGGAGGAGAGAAAGCGACGGAGAGGAGACGAGGAGGAGGAGGGAGGAGGCUGGGCGAUGGACAUGGCUUGGCUUCUGGCGGUGAUCGCUGCCGCGAGCACCGCCCCCACCCACGUGCUGCACGUGGAGGUGUCUCGCGUCUCCGCGCACUUCGCCACCGUCUCCUGGGACCUUCCUGCCCAGGGCGGCGACGACGUCAUCGGCUACGUCAUCUCACAGGAGAGGCGUGAGGCUCAGUCGCGGCGCGUCAUCGUGGAGGUGAAUACGACGGAGCGGGUGUGCACCCUGUGGGGGCUGCAGCCCGACAGCGACUACGCGGUGCGCGUCUCGGCGCUGACCCCCAGCGGCUCGGGCCCCGCCAGCGAGCCGGUGACCUUCCGCACGCCGGGGCCCGGGCCGCCGCGGCCCCACGCGGGCGGCAACGGCAGCCGCCACCUCGUCGCCGUCGGGGCGGCGGACGAGGCGAGGAGGAGCGGGGCCGACGGGACCUCGUCGUCGCUGGGACUCGCUCUGUUCUCCCGCGACCUCGCGGCAGGGAGGACUUUGGACGAUCGCGCGGCAAGAGGGGACGUGAACGUGAAGGAGCUCAGGAGAAAAAGGCCGGAGCUCGUGGCCGGGGAGUUGUUCAUCAUCAGCAUUGUGCUCCUCAUGUGGGCGGCGGUCAUCGGCCUCUUCUGCCGGCAGUACGACCUCAUCAAGGACAACGACUCUGUGCGGACUUACCAUGACAAGCAGGCGGCCACGGAGGUACCGCUGCUGCCGCCACCGUCAGCGGCACCGCCAGCACUGCCGGCUCGAGCGGUGGCGGCCGCCCCCUCCGAGCCACUGCACGGCAAGCACGUGACGGUGGCCCCGGUGAUCAGCGUUAACGAGAUGUGAGCCACUCUGCGCGGGGGACGACGACGCGGGAAGACGAUGCGGCGAUGACGACACGCGGGGGACAACGUCGGGACUGCGGCCAGCCGAGGCUGCUCGGGCCCUUGAGGAAGCCGCCCCUCCACCCCGAACGCUUCUUCUCAACGUCGAGAAGACGGACGCGGCCGAGGCUCGGGAGAAGCGAGGAAGCGGCAAACAGGGCCUCUCCUGGAUCCGGCAAAGCGUUGCCGAUGGCCGAUGGAAUUCAAGUUAUUCUACGUGUUAAACGGAAUUCACGUUGUCGUACUCCGCCGAUGAAAUGGGCUCGCUACUUUAUGUAUUGCACACAACAUGGGUUGUAGAGUGAAAAGCGUAUGUGGGUACGUAUAUGUAUUCAGCAUGGUCAAAUAUGUGGUUUUACAUAUAUAUUGUGAUCGAGCUGGCGUGCGUUCCUCGAGCGACGGUUCGGUGUUGACGUCGGAGGGCAGAGAAGCCGACGCGCCACGAUUAACUCUCAGUGCUGAGCCUCGUCAUAGUCACCGACGGGGCUCCCGACACGAGGGUGCACCGGCGGUGGUGGAAGAAGUGUCCACCACCUUUCCAGGAUUGAGCCGAAGACUCCUGAAAUUGGCGCCAUUUAUACCGAGAUGUGGUACCGGCGUUGCCGUACUGAGCUUUGUCACAGGGUACUUGGGCGGUGCUGACGAUGGAACUAGGUCAGGGGUCGGCAAACCGGCAGCUCACGUUAUUUAUUUAUGGCAGGGGUGGGGAACGUCCGGCCCGCGGGCCGUAUAAGGCCCACGGAAUCAUUUGGUGUGGCCUUGCCAAGGCAACCGCAGGCGGGACUCGAAAUUUAAUAAAUCUAGGAGCAAACCUGGAAAAGCAUUUGCAAGUAGCAACAUCAUCAAUACCAGCGAACAUCACACGCCUCACCAAAGAGAAGCAGUUCCAGCCAUCGCAUUAGGGGCGAGUUAAUUAAAUGUUUGACCAAAUAUAACAGGCAAAUUCUCAAGUUGAUUAUUUUGUAUGGCCCGCGAAUGAUGUUAUAAAUAUCCAAAUGGCCCAUGGCAGAAAAAAGGUUCCCCAUCCCUGAUUUAUGGGAAUCACCGUCUCGUAUGCAACCGAAUUUGAAGAAAAUGGCUCUCGUUAUUUUUUGGUUUCCGACCCUCGGCGGAGGUUAAUAUCAAAACUGCCGACCCUUGACCGAGUGCCAACAAUGGCCUCUUUAGGGCACGCUGGUGCAGCAGGGUGGAAGGGCAGCGGGCACGGGAGUGGCAAACCCACGAGGUGUUAGGUGUUAACUGCAAUAUUUAUCGCAGGUAAUCUAUGAUUUUAUGUACAUAUUAUGCUGUACACAAAUAGUGCGUUGUUGCAGACAUUGCCCACUCGGCGUAGGUGUUGGUGGUGUUCUGUGCGGCGUCGGCGGCGUUCGGAGUAACAAGGGGGUCGAGAGGUUUGUCGCUUUUUUCACGAGACCUGUUGGAGUGCCACUGAGCGGGCGGGACGUAGGAGGCCGAAUGUCACCGGACCUGUCGACGCGUGGUGCAAUGCCUCCCGUACACGUACCUGUAAUUACAUACCUGUCAACCUCUUAUCAGUGCCCCCACCUUAUUACACACCAAUUCAGACCUUAUUGGUCACCCCGUGCCGUUAUAUUUCUCACCGUUCAUCCUACAAAGUCCCAUCAGGAGGGAGAAACACACAUAUAUAGACAAAAAAUAAUAUUUUGCCCAUAUUGAAACGGCUGUAUGCCGUAUGGACCUGAAAACUCAAUUAUUCCUGCACAUGAACUACGGGGUAAACCGUAUGGGUUGACAGGUAUGCGUAUACACACACACACACGCGUACUGUACGGCACCGUGACUGCACAUGUAGUGCGUGUUGAGAUCGCAGCGUGAAGAACAACAACAAUACUAAUAAAUGCCGCCGAUCGCGAGCCACCUCUCCGUGCCCAGCCUCUUGACCCCACGGCAGCUCGCACGCUCGGCCGCGGCCGCCGCCGUCGCUGAAUUUGU